Camellia sinensis is the source of this 1483-nucleotide messenger RNA. NCBI's taxonomy places the organism in Eukaryota, Viridiplantae, Streptophyta, Magnoliopsida, Ericales, Theaceae. The record is from RefSeq and is a predicted model, not a curated record.
AGAUUUCCAAUCUAUUCAUUUUGAUUUAUCUUUUCUGUUCUGUCUUUGACUGCGCUUUAAAAUCACAGGAAUAUGGUAUGCUCUCUCAUCAGUCUACCUAUUUUCCAGAGCAAUCUUUGUAAAGUUUCAGGCACAUAAAUUCCACUCUAAGGUGUUCUCUCUCCAAUGAGAGUGUUGGGUUUUUCUUCUGCAAUUUGGUGGAGAUUUAUCUCUUUCAUGCUCUGAUGGGUAUCUUCUCUGAAAGAGGAACAAAUUGGCUGUUCCAGUGGCACAUCCAGAAAUUGUGAGGUUGGAACUAGGUAUUGACUGAUUCCUGGUUUCACCCUUAGACAUGAAACGUGGAUCAAAGAAGGGCUUGCGUUCAAUCAUGCCUCUUCCUUUGCAAGGCAAAUCUGUAUCCCAUUUUUGCAUGUUUCCAAAGGUGAAUUCUGCAGACUAUGAUCCAGCCACCACACAUGUGUAUCUUAAUGUCUAUGACUUGACACCCGCCAAUAGUUAUUUCUAUUGGGCAGGCCUUGGUGUCUUCCACACAGGCGUGGAAGUUCACGGAGUAGAAUACGCUUUUGGAGCACACGACUAUCCAACAAGUGGUGUCUUUGAGAUUGAACCUCGGCGAUGCCCUGGCUUCAAGUUUAGAAAGUCAAUAUUCAUGGGAACAACAUACUUGAACCAUAUCCAGGUUAGAGAAUUCAUGGAGCAUCAGUCUUCAAACUACCAUGGUGAUAGAUAUCACUUGGUUGUGAAGAAUUGCAACCAUUUCUGUGAGGAUAUAUGCUACAGGCUGACGGGAAACAAUAUCCCAAAAUGGGUAAAUCGACUAGCAAGAAUAGGUUCACUCUGCAACUGCGUACUCCCUGAGGUCCUUAAAACUUCUGCUGUCCGGCAUGACUCAAAUUUCCAAGGCUACGACAGCGAAAAGAAGAGACUAAGAAGCUCCUUCACUUGCUUGUCAUCAAUUUCAAUGCACCAGAGGGAGAGGGAGGUAUCAAUAUCUUCAUUGUUUCUACAUUCCCAUUACAAAGGCUGCUUACCACCAUGGGAGUUGAAAAAAUCUAGAAGCGGUUCCUUCAACGAAUCAUGAUAAAGACAGUCUUUGAAUUCCUAUUCCAGUAUUUUAAGUGGAAUUCCAAGUUCCCCCCCACCCCCCUCACAACUCGGAGCGAGUCUAGGAGGGCAAAAUCUGUGCAAUGACAUCACAGAAGGCUUGUGUUGUGUUAUCUCUUUUUGCUUUUCGGGUAAUUGCAGAAUGAUGGUUGUCGUUGUCCUUGUAAGAUUGAAUUGUGUUGUUAAAAACUUUUGAUGUCAAAAUCAUAUUUUCAUAGCAAAAGAAGAAUGGAGAUAGAUUGUUGUAUUUUGUACUUGAAAACAUGAUUGGCUCUCACUCUAUUCAUUUGCUACUUCAAUUACUUGAGGAAUGUAUUUUUUGUAUUUGAAAACAUGAAUUGCUAAUUUGGCUCUUUAUUCAUUUGUCCUAGCAUGUGAA